Messenger RNA from Clarias gariepinus (North African catfish), 1425 nucleotides. RefSeq names its product stannin (gene snn). The transcript has 3 exons. The record is from RefSeq and is a predicted model, not a curated record. Gene Ontology annotation, cellular component: mitochondrial outer membrane. NCBI's taxonomy places the organism in Eukaryota, Metazoa, Chordata, Actinopteri, Siluriformes, Clariidae. The coding region runs from base 719 to 982 and encodes 87 amino acids.
UACACCGAUCAGCGAAAACACCUUUCCUUCACAACCAGGAUUAACCUUAUGCUCAGUUUAAUCAACACUAGCGCUUCUAUUGGAUCAGCCCACCCAGGCAAACCUUUACUCCCCAUGUGCAUCAGUGAGCCUUGGCCACCCAUGCUCCUGUCUGUUACCAGUUUUCCUUCCUUGGAUCACUUUUGGUAUGUCCUGACCACUGCAGGCCAGGAACCUCCCACAAGAGCUGUAGUGUUGGAGUUGCUCUGACCCAGCCUUCUAGCUAUUACUAUUCGUACACCCAUGGCUGUGGGGAAUAAUUUAAUUCAGUUUAAUUUGUAUAAUGAUUUACCCCAACAAAAACCAUCUGGUCUGAUUUCACAGAGUAGUGGAAAAUUGUUGAAAAAGGGAUACUUGCCAUAAAAAGGUACCAGGACCCCCAUUGCACCAGAGCCUGCAGCGCAUUGGGUCCAACAGCCCAGGGCUGCCAAUCUGGCCUGUGAACUGCCUAUUUACAGUAUCAGUCCAGUCAAGCACACAUGGGAUGCGGCCAGAUAUUCUGCCAGGAUGCCACAGAGCCACAAGGGAGCCCAAAACCUAGAUUACAGUUUGAGGAGGAAAAUAUGCAUCACUCACAAGACAAACCGCGUUGCAGAUUCUUUAAGAUCUGCAGACCAGGAAAACCGCACUCCACCAGGAACCUUGAAGAUCAGGAACGUUUGAAUCCAGUACACAGAAAAUGUCGAUAAUGGACCACAGCCCCACCACUGGCGUCGUGACGAUCAUAGUGACCCUGAUCGCCAUCGCCGCCCUGGGAGCGCUGAUCUUCGGCUGCUGGUGCUACUUGCGCCUACAACGGUUCACUCAGUGCGAGGAUGAGGAGAGCAUCGUUGGCGAAGGCGAAACCAAAGAGCCUUUCCUCCUGGUGCAGUAUUCUGCCCGUGUUCCUCGGGCAGACCUUAAAAGCAAACUCGCUCCUGUUGGCACCGAGAGCCACAGCUAAUUAAAUGUUCUCUUUGGAUGGAACAUAUUCUGGGUCCAUGGGGGAAUCGGAUUUCUUUUAUAUAUUACAAACAUAUAACCGAGAAAUGGUUUCAGGUUAAAUGCAGAAGAAACAAAGCUAACGCAUGUAUAUGUCCAGCUGCUUUUAAAGUCCUCUUACCCGUAGGUUGAAUGUUUUAUGCACUUUAUGGUUGUCCGUCGGAAUCCUGUUAUAAUGUGAAACUGAUACGUUUGUGUUUUUAACAACUAGCCAACAUUUUAUUUAUCUGCUUAAUUAUGUCCUUGGGUACAGAUAUAUCUUUCGUUGUGCUGUUGUAGAAGAACUCACCAGAGCUGGCUCUGGUUGAAAGAAAAUGCGUGCACAUGCCUAAUGGAAAAAGAUUGAUCGAUUGUGUACGGAUUCAAAAAUCCAUUUAUAAUGUCAAUUAAAUCUGUCGUUUGUGA